AUGGCGAAUGCCCACCGGACAAACGUGCUGGUUACUUCGUGUUUAAAAACGCCGGUCGACCCGCACACCAAAGCCCCGUUAGCGUCGUACGAGAGGGAGCGAGUACUACCAUAUAUGGACAACCGGGACUACGAGAAGGAGGCCGCUGACAGUUUCAGGCUAACAUGGUCCAACAGCAGCCCAGCUGCUUUACGCCGUUUGAGGAAGUCACACUCUGCGGUUGAACUCAGGAGAGCCUCGGGACAGUCCGACUCCUCAGACGAAGAUGAAGCUACCAGUAACGACGUGGAGAAAGGCCUGCUUUUUUCUCCGAAAGAACACAUCAAGAACAUGUGGCAGGACUUUAAGCUGUCGCCUCAAAAUCGCCUGGUGUCGGCCUCGUCGCUGCACAGCCUGCCGGGAGACCAGAGGAGACGAAAGGGGAAAGGAAAGAAGAGGCAGGGGCAUAAAGAUGGGGAGCAGGAGCACUGGAAACACAGAAUGACCGUCCCAAAACCUUUCCAGAUGAUGCUGCGUGAGGCCGAGAGACGAAAGCGCGGCAUCAAGACGCGUUCAGAGAUCGAACUGGAGAACGCAGAGCUGCGUCGGCAGCUGGAAGAACUGACUGAGUGCCAGAGGAAGUUCCAUGCCAGCCCCGUACCGGCUCACGUUCACCUCCCGCUUUUUGAAGAGCUGCAGGAGCGCAACGAGGAACGACAGCGAAGAAUGAAACAGCGAGAAGAUCAGCAUCUCCGAACCGUCCAGAAGCCCUUCAGCUUCCUGGAGAGAGAGCGACUGAAGAAGGAGCAGAAACAGCUGCGUUCCUCGCAACCGUCCGACCAGGAGAAAGUCAAACCCUUCAAGGCCAAGCCUGUGCCCAAGGCGGUGUACGUAGCAGCAUCGGGGGAGCAGGUGAAGGAGGAGCAGCUGUAUCGGUCUAUCAAGAUACAGAUGAGGGCUCAGGAGCUGCUCCACAGUGCGUCGAUGCCUCCCAGCAUGCUCGCACGCCGACUCAGCGAUCGCAAGAAGACCAAAGACGCUGCAGCCGGAGGGGACCACUUCUCCCACAGGCCGCAAAUUAACAAAGAGGUACCCGACUUCGACGCCAGUUACAGACGCUUCCAGAAGCACCUGGAGAAACAAAAAGAGGCGAAGCCCACGACUGCAUGCGAGCCCUUCGAACUGAGGACGUCACAGAUCUCUUCGCACCGCGAACGCAUCCUGGCCGACAUCGAGAAGGAGCAGAGCAGCCCUCGGAUGCUGCGCUGGCCGCACGUCAGCCCGGGGCUAUCUCGGACAGCAAACUCAAGUCUCUGUUCGUCCCUCUCUGGCAGCCUGGAGCUCCUGCCUGCCAAAGUCACAGACGCCACCAAAAAGCGCCAUGAGGCCGUGAGAAAGGUGCUGGAGCAGAGGAAGAAGGCCGAGGAGGAGGAGGAGCAGUGGAGGGAAAGGCAGAAGCAGAGGGAGAAGAAGCUGCAGAGGGUGGUGGUGAAACGAGCCCAGGCCAACGACCCCCACCUGGCUCUCUCACAGACGCACCAGACCAAACUCAAAGAAUUCAGGAAACAGGAGCUUGAGCGCAGGAAGGAGUACAAGCAGGAGAUCAAGGAGAUGCAGCAGAGGGUGAAGGGGAGGCCGCUGCUGCUGGAGCAGGUUGCACAGAGGAAUGCCAAGCACGCAGCGGAGAAGCGCUACACAGACGCCCUGCAUGGAUGUGAUCUGACCCAAGAGUUUAUCAGCAGCAAGGCGGCAAAAUCGGGAUCUGCACGCAAAGACUCUCAGUCCAGUGACAGCAAACAGAGUGACCAAGAGGACCUAGACACGGGAUGCGAACCCGUCAGCUACAGAAAGGUCUUCCUGGACGACGAAGACUCUGAAGUAGAUCCAGACCGAAGGGAAGAAGGGAGCGACGAGGCUUCAUCGAACCACCGCGACGGAGACGACGCCAGCAGUCGCCACUCAGAUCGGGAUUAUCGCGGAGAGGAUCCCCACUAUUCAGACGACAGUUACCACUACUCAGACGACCAUGAGAACUACUCAGACGACAGCGAGCACGAUGCCGACACUAAACAGCAGGAAACAGGGGAGUGACGGCAUCAUGAUGGAGCGGUCUGACGCCAUCGAUACGUUAGAAAAACUCUGAAAAACUGAACAUAUGGAGUGAGGAGGAACCCUGAAGAGGGAGUUUCUUAUUCUGAGAAUGAUUAUUGUAAAUAUUCUUCACAUGAAAAUGUUAAUCUUUAACAUAAGCUGAUGAGUUUGGAUGUGUCUGAAAUCACUUCCUCGUUCACUCGUUCACUAUUCCUACAUAAUGAAGUCCUUCCUUUACUCUGUAGUGAGCGGCUAGUUGAGACACUUUUUGCAUCAUUACUGACAGAUGUAAUUGUGUGUGUAAUUGGGAAUUUUUGAGGGCAAAUUAAAAAGUCUCACACUUAAAGAAGGGAUUUUGGAUUUCCUUACUAAUUGUAAUAAUAAUAACAAUGUUUACCUGUUUUACCUGUUAGUAUAGAGUCACCCUCCCAGUGUGAACACACCACAU
Messenger RNA from Morone saxatilis (striped sea-bass), 2518 nucleotides. It is a transcript of the gene fam161a, whose product is annotated as FAM161 centrosomal protein A. Gene Ontology annotation, biological process: cilium organization. Lineage: Eukaryota; Metazoa; Chordata; Actinopteri; Moronidae. Gene Ontology annotation, cellular component: cilium. The coding region runs from base 1 to 2070 and encodes 689 amino acids. The record is from RefSeq and is a predicted model, not a curated record. The transcript is spliced from 7 exons.